UAAGAUCGAUACUUGCGCUUCACUAAGGUGUGGCGUGUUCUCCCCGCGGGCCCCGGCUCAGCCACGCCCAGCGCGCGCAUUCUCAAACAAAAUCCGCAGAAAAUAUUGUGCGAAGAAUCGAGUAGAGUCUGCGUCGUUCGUUUCGUUCAGUCACGCACGUCACAUCAGUUAGGCAGCUCAGUUGAGUAGUGAUCUCGAUAGCCGACGAACCGUACGCACGGCGCACACGUGCCACUCGCGCCCAUCCCUUCUCCGCAUCGCACUCCCGAGCGAUUUCGCCGCUCGCUCGGUGACGCCACCGUCCGUCGCUACUCCGCCGACACCGCUUUGUGCUCGGUGUCGUUCCGUACGGAGCUUUGCUACAUCAUAUCAUACCAUAUUAUGUAAUACAAAAAUAAACAGCUCAAAGCAAACCACGUGUGCGCGCCGGCCGGCUUAUACAUACAAAUUCGAAUCAUUUUGAUCAUCAAAGUCACGCUCCACAACAUCACAUAACUACAUAGUGUUAGGUGAAACUUCGAAACAAAAAACAUUCCAAUCAUAUUAUCAGUAUUUAAAAAUCCUUAAAAGUUUAAUUAAAGUGGCCGUUCAAACAUAAACAAGUGAAAUGUCUAAUUCUGUUGAACAACAGUUUAGCGAGCUUAGUUUGUCACAGGAGGACCAUGAUCAAUAUGAGCCAGAAGAUCAUCAGGACCAAAGCCGGUCAUCAAAAGUACUCAUCAGUGGGCUACCUCUGCAUGUUCGCUUCGACAACAUCGAGCCCCUGCUCUCACAGUAUGGCAACGUACAACAUUGCGACAAAGCGAACUCUCGUGACGCUAACACCCAGGCGGUUUUCAUCACGUUCGAGACUCCGGACCAGGCGCAGCAGGCUAUCAAUGGGCUAAACGGGUGCGAACUGGAAGGAAGUCGGAUGAAGGUUGAGGCAGCUGAGCAGAAUACCCGUGGCGGCAGGCGCGGACGUCCCGGCGGCGGCCGCGGCGGCGGCGGCGCCACCGGCGGCGGCUCGCGCCCCACCGACUUCCCGCUGCGUCUGCUCGUGCAGAGCGAUAUGGUCGGCGCCAUCAUCGGCCGUCAGGGCAGCACCAUCCGCCUCAUCACACAGCAGAGUCGAGCUCGCGUCGAUGUCCACCGCAAGGACAAUGUUGGCUCUCUCGAGAAGGCCAUUACCAUAUAUGGCAAUCCUGAGAAUUGUACAAAUGCAUGCAAAAGAAUAUUGGAGGUCAUGCAACAGGAGGCCAACAAUACUAACAAGGGUGAGAUCUGCCUGAAAAUUUUGGCUCACAACAAUUUAAUUGGCCGUAUAAUUGGUAAAGGAGGUAACACCAUCAAGAGAAUCAUGCAAGAAACCGAUACCAAGAUCACUGUUUCCUCUAUCAAUGAUAUAAACAGCUUCAAUUUGGAGCGGAUCAUCACUGUCAAAGGCACCAUUGAGAAUAUGGCUAAAGCAGAGUCACAAAUUUCAGCUAAAUUACGCCAGAGCUAUGAAAGUGAUUUACAGAUGCUGGCACCGCAAAGCAUCAUGUUCCCCGGAUUGCAUCCGAUGGCCAUGAUGUCCACUGGGCGUGGAUUCUGCGGCGCCCCUCCACCAUUCCCGCCGCCUAUAUACGCUCCCCUGCCGGGCCAGGGAGGCGCGCAGCAAGGAGCCGGUGACUCACAGGAAACUACGUACUUGUACAUCCCAAAUAAUGCUGUGGGUGCAAUUAUUGGCACCAAGGGCUUACACAUUCGCAACAUCAUAAGAUUCAGCAACGCGUCUGUGAAGAUCGCUCCGUUGGAACAAGACAAGCAGGGCGAGAACCAAAGCAAUCCUCAGCAGGAGCGUAAGGUCACCAUAGUCGGAAGCCCCGAGGCUCAGUGGAAGGCUCAAUAUCUUAUCUUUGAGAAGAUGAGAGAAGAAGGCUUUAUGUCAGGCUCCGAUGACGUGCGGCUGACAGUUGAGAUAGUAGUUGCAUCUUCCCAAGUUGGCCGCAUCAUCGGCAAGGGCGGUCAGAACGUGCGAGAGUUGCAGCGCGUCACUGGGUCUCUUAUUAAGCUUCCUGAACAACCGCAGCAGGCGCAAGGCGGCGGUCAGCAGCAAGAUCACGACACAACAGUGCAUAUCGUCGGCCCCUUCUAUAGCGUACAGUCGGCGCAGCGACGCAUUCGUGCAAUGGUAGCGCAGGCGAGCGCGCCGGGCCGCCGCCGCGCCGCGCAGCCGCCGCCGCCCGUGCAGCAGUAAGCUGCGUCCGCACCUCCGAGCCCCGCGCCCUCCACCACCUCCACCCUCGAGCCCUCGCAACACCGUCAGCUCACACCGGCUCACACCACACUAGCUUACGCACACUUACGCUGCACUCAAGGUAUUCCGUGUCGUUUUGCUUCGACCGAACGCUGGCAGGUUGUCGAGUUGACAUCAUGUGUCCAAAUGUUGUUGUUGACAUAAUUCUAUUAUUGUAGUGUAAUUAAAUCUAUUGAUAAAUCCAUAUUUUAUCCCGGGAGUUAUGUAUGUUGAUGAUUAAUAUUUGAAUAUAUAUUAUGCAUAUAUAUAUAUAUAUAUAUAUGAUAUUAUUCAUAUACACUAUUUUUUUAAAUAAUGAACGUGUUUGUUAUAUUGUUUUCAUACCAUGUUAGUAUCUGCUACAAUGUAGAGUUGUCAUAAGAUUGCAAUAGUUAAGUUCUGUACACUGUUUACAAAUGUUAAUAGCAGUUUCUAUAGUAUCACGCCGUUCUAUAUACAACAAGAAGUUCAAAUUAUGAAUUAUGUUUUUGUUAUAAAGUAAUAGUUUAAUCUGUUAAAAUCACUGCACUAUAAUACUGUUAAACGUAAUUAUUUGAAGGGUGUGUGGGAUACAACUAACUAGGAACGGAAAUUACGACGUUGCUUUAACGAGGAGGCUCAUUGGACAAACGGCUUUGCAAAGUAUAUUGUAAGAAUAUUUCUUUAAAAGAUACGGAGUUUCUGCAUGCAUGCUGCAGAGAAUGUGUCGUAUAAUGGUUUCUAUUGAACUGAUGUGUGUGUUGGGUGAAGUAACUAAUCCAAAGAGUGAACGCCGAUCGUGUCGAAUCGGCCUGAUAGUGACGAGCCUUGACUUGACAGAGCGCCGGCCCCCGGCCGCCCGCGCUUGCGCUAGUGCCCGCUAGCGCUCCUAUCAACGAUAUGGAGACGAUAACAUCUACCUAAUUAUGAUGGACAAAUAUUUUUGAUAUAAUAGUAAUUGUUGGAGAGUAAGGAGUAAACUUAUGAGUUUUAAUUUGUAAGUAACAUUUGUUGAUCGUUUUCUUUGUAAUUUUGUCUUUGUUAGCUUUAUAAUGUUUUCUUGUAUUGAAAAUGUAAUACAAAGUUUCGUCGAACGAUACCGUAGCGUUUAAUGGUGCGAGUGUAAAUGUCGCGUCGGUUGUAUUGUUCGGUUCUAUCGUGAUAUGUUUUAUUAUUCAAUUGUACGAUUUGCGUUAUCAUUGUGCCAAGUGAGAUAAUUUAAACUAUGAGAGAUUAAGAUUAAGUGAAUAAUAUCAAAAUUAAUGAAAAGCUUAGAUAUUUAUAUGUAUAAUGUGAUAAUAUAUGGAAGUUUUGGCAAAAACGUUAUUAAGAAUGUUUUACAUUCUUAUUCCCAUUUUCUCAUUUUAGGUUAGAUUAAAAAUAAAAAUAUGAAUUGUAAGUGGUGAGGCGGCGGCGUCGCCGUGACGGCCACGAUAGUCGCGUGUGUCGCGCGCCUGCGCUCGCUCCUCGCCCGCUGAUGUCCCGAUACUUCAACACUUGUCUCUUAACAUCUGGUUACGUCUACUCCGUCUCCCAAAUGCAUCAAAAUAAUUUUCAAUUCAUUACAGUCAAAUGGCGUAAUAUUGUCAGUUACACACCGUGCUAUAGUGCUGAAUGUAAAGGGUACAACGUGCAUGCUUACUAAUGUUACAUAAAAUGAGAGGUUAUCUAAUAACUCUACAACAAAGUCAAAGCUACCUAACGGACCAGGCAGAAUUAUUUUUGUUGAUUCUACCACCUUAGGCUUUGCUUUGUUAUACCGUUAUUAGGUAAUAAAAACUGAUGUUUUACAUAAAUUUAAUUAUUCAGAAAUAACAUCUCAGUUACUGGAUCUUCCGAUAGAUUGCUAUCGUCAGUCUGACAUCUCAAGAUGUUAAUGUCGUUUAAUUUGGAUUCACUUUAUUCAAUCCAUUACUGGGUUGUGAUAUUUGUAGUGACAGAAUUUUAACUUGUCAAUUGUAACUAUCAAGUGAAUCUCGUGGAGGUAAGAUUCUUGUUCAAGAUCAACUAUCGGAAGAUAACUCUCCCCAGACAUUAUAUUUUCAAACCAAUAUUAUUAUGCCGAUGAUAGGUCAUACAUAGUUUUACUAGGGCAUUUUUGCAAAUUGGUGCGAUCUUGCUUUAUUUUAAUAAUUUAUUUGUAAUUUAUUUUGUUUAUUGCUUUUCGAAGUGAAUAAAUCAUUGUGAUGUAAUCAAAUUAUCUGAAAAAUUCUACGAGUAUACUAUACUUUAGUGAUAGUAUAUUUCUCGCAAUUUUGUAUUGCUUCCACAUAUUAUUGGUAAUAAUCUCACAUAUGGCAAAUAACUCCUCACAGUCGGUCGAGAAAACGUGCUAUAGGUGCAGGUGCUUUAUAUUCAUCGAUAAACUAAGAUACCAAUAUUAGAGAACGAACCGUGAAUGAAUACAAUUAUGUCGCCGUUAUAAUUUUAUGAUUUUAAUUUACGACCCCAUAGUCUCAUGAGUAUAUAGGUUUAUACUAUGAAAAUAUAUACUGCCACGUUAAAUAAUAUUAAAUAAGUCCCCCUUAAAUAAGUUACUGUUAAUUAUUGAAACAGAGAUAUCGUUGUUAUAUUUCAUGUAUACAUAAUUAUUAUUAUUAUAUAUAUUUACACUAUAAACUAAUCGUAAACUUAUAACGGCUUAAUUUUAAUGUGACAAAUCCGUCUAUUAUAAUUAACGGUACAUUUAUGUAGUACGAGAAUAGAUUUCACAAGAUUUUAUGUACGUAAGUUCCUUUACACGCUACGGAUAGUCUGUAAUGUGUGCUAUGCUAUAAAGAACACACAUUCAACCUUUAAUAAGGAAAUUGAGACAUUUUAGAAAACGGACUUCAUUUUUACAAACAUAUCAGGAAGAAUAAACGUUUAAACUGCCUAUGAUCAGAGAGCAGUGAGAGUCCACUUACUGAGAACACGCCACGAUGUUGGCGUGCUAUUGUACAGACCCUAUACCUUAAAUAUGGGCCACAAUCUAAAAGUUAUAAAAUGAGUGUUUAGUGAUAAAAAUAUCGUGCGAUUGACAGCAAUCGUCGCUAACUUUGUUACUCUCCACAAUAGCUGUAUCACUUGAAACUGAUAUGCCAGAAAGUAGUUAAGUACCAAUAACUAUUACCUAUGUUUACUUAUUGAGUUAAGAGGGGCUCAGAAUUUAUUAAUCUGAAAACGAGUGCAAGGAGAAGUGUAAUUGUUUGUGCGCUUAUUAGCGUAUUAUAUUAACAGAAUACUGAGGUAUAAGUCCUAUUAUAUCGGCAAAAACUUUACAUUCCAUACUUCACAAAAUAACACCUAUUGCUGAAAACCGACCAUCUGCAAAUGAGUAUUUUAGAAAAUUUACUAAAUUAUGAUAUUUUUUUGCGCAUUCAGUGUUAUUACUUAUAUACGGUACGAGUGAAAAAUAAAUGUGUAGAUGUAUGCAAGCUAAUUAUGCAAGCUAAUUAUUGUUUCGCUAAAAGAAAAUUGUAUGCAUUAACGAUAUUUGAAUGUCUUGGAUUAAUGUUUAGAAUUCAUAUUGGUGUAAUAUUUCCACUCGUUAGUAGUAUAAACAAUAUUUUCUGGACAAGAGAAAUUGGCUUGUAUUUGUGUUCAAUAUCGGUCCACUACAGCAGAAGUUGGUUGACCGAGUAUUGUUCGACACCAGCCAGAUUCCGCUUGCAUCGGCUAUCAGAAUGGAAUAAAAUAUACGGUUACUUUCACUGCGACAGGAAGAGUGUACAUAUUAGGCAUGUUGUUUAUUCCUUCCAAAUGUAAGCAAGAGAGGGUACAUUAUGAUUUGCAAUGUUAGGAUGCAGAAAUAGUUUUAGUUGAUUCUUAUUGUAUCGUUGCGAAGUAGUUUAAGUUGAUGAAGGCGCGGGCGGCGCGCGGCCACGAGACUGAACUACACCCCUGCCGCCGCGCCCUCGCGCCCAUUACUUACAUAUUGUCAUUGUCGCUAUUAUCAUUCUUGUUUGAUGGUUCUACUGUUAUUUACAUUACAUUAUAAUUCUUUCUCGUGUGUGUAACCACUAUUUUGUGUAUUUACGUGUGAAAGGAUCGAUUUCAUUUUAAUGUGCAUGAUUGUAAUUUUGGAUAUUAUCUAAUAUGUAUGAAAUGUAUGAAUAUUGUCAGAUUAUUACGGUUGAUUCAAAUAAUUAUUAUUUUUAAUCAAAUCCUUGAGCGCACAUCGCAUUUUAUUAUUUUAUUUCAAUAACUUGUUAAUUUUAUUUAGUGGGGGAAAUUGAGCACUCAUGAUUCUGUUGUUCGUAUGUUACAUCCCCAAGCAGUGUAUGCUAAAGAAGUUUACCGAGUCUAUAGUAAUAGUGUUUAUGUAUGUCGUAUGUAUUUAUGUACCUUGCUGGAGCAUGUAUAUCAGUGUGUAGCGUGGUCGCGUGGCGGCCGGGCGCACGCGCGGCGCACCGCUCGGCCAGACGCGAGCCGUGUCGUCGCGUCUUGUCUCGUCCCGCCCGCCAUGUGAUAAGUAUACAGCAGAACGCCGAAUAUCCGAAUUAAUUGGCUCCCCAGAGCUCGGAUAUAAUCAGACAUACCUAGAAAUUCUACCUAGGUACUACAUGACCUUCCUCACCGAAUACCUCAUGGCCAUGGAGAAACGCACGGAAGGGUUACCAAACAGAAUUCUACCAUAAAAUGUGGAAAUUAUUUUUAUUUUUCGGAUACUUGGCGAUGCGGUUAAUCGGCAUUCGGAUAAUCGGCAUUCUACUGUAAUUAAGUAACGGCCGUACAUUCGCGAUCUCAUGAGGCGGGACCCACAGUAUGCGUUAUUUUUGUUUAGAUAUAGAGGAGCUGUUGUUGUUGCUUCUCAAGUGAAUGUAUCAAGGUCCAAUAUUCAUUGAUAUAUUGUUUUUUUUCACUAUUCUUGCAGGACAAAUAGACAUACAUAGUUCGCCACAUUUUCUUUAAAUUUUACUGUUAUUUUUAGAACCAUUUUAUAAUUGGUAUAAGUUCUGAAACUAAUAACUACCUCAAUAUUACUAAAUGAAUAUGAUAAUUAUCUUUGUGCAUGUUUUUUGGGAACUGAAUUUAAAAGAAUACGAAAAUUCAAUAUAGUAUAAGAUUGCUAUUUUAAACAUAGUAACAGAAAGUUGUCAAAAUUAGGUUUCUUAACGUAAUAAAACUGGUGAAAUUUGA
Messenger RNA from Helicoverpa zea (corn earworm), 7360 nucleotides. RefSeq names its product insulin-like growth factor 2 mRNA-binding protein 1 (gene Imp). The transcript is spliced from 8 exons. The record is from RefSeq and is a predicted model, not a curated record. The coding region runs from base 608 to 2221 and encodes 537 amino acids. Gene Ontology annotation, biological process: nervous system development; regulation of gene expression. Gene Ontology annotation, cellular component: cytosol; nucleus; cytoplasm. Gene Ontology annotation, molecular function: mRNA 3'-UTR binding. Lineage: Eukaryota; Metazoa; Arthropoda; Insecta; Lepidoptera; Noctuidae.